Acanthaster planci (crown-of-thorns starfish) is the source of this 984-nucleotide messenger RNA. RefSeq lists its product as uncharacterized. Lineage: Eukaryota; Metazoa; Echinodermata; Asteroidea; Valvatida; Acanthasteridae. Gene Ontology annotation, biological process: regulation of DNA-templated transcription. The record is from RefSeq and is a predicted model, not a curated record. Gene Ontology annotation, molecular function: DNA binding; DNA-binding transcription factor activity, RNA polymerase II-specific.
AUGGAAGUUGGCUUGAUGAACGGAGAGGACAGUUUCUGUAGUACAGACGCCAAUUUGGAGCUGCUUGUCCCAACACCGUCACCGGACACCAGCGGGCGAGAGAGCAACGGGAGCGGGGACCUACCCCCGCCGCCACCCGCUGUUAAGACCUCCUUCUCCAUUGCUGAGAUUCUCGGUUCCUCCGCACAAGCCACACCGCCCCACCACAGCCGGAACCACCACAAACUGGAGGACCGGCCGGCCGAAGGGACUGCAGACCUCGUGACGGGACGCUCCAAAUCCCCCGUCGACACGGGGGCACACUUGGUCCGUCCGACGGCGGUGAGGGAGACAGCGGUUCCUGUGGUGACUGGGGCAGCAGGGGGCGGGGGGUUACCCCCGCCAGGCCACUGGUGCAGCGGCCCAACAGCUGCGGCCUUGCAGUACGCUUACGGGGCGUCUCCUGGUGGUAUGCCCGUCUGGUCAUCGUGGUGUCAAGCAGCAGGCUUUGGCCGGCCAAAUAUACCAGGACCAAAACCGCUGGGUAGACGGCCUAGAAAGCCUGGAGUGGACCGGAAACCACGGCAGGCCUACUCCUCCAAGCAACUGGAACGGCUGGAGGACGAGUUUAAGGCCGACAAAUACCUGAGUGUCAGCAAGCGGCUGGAGCUGUCCAUGGCACUGAACCUGACUGAGACACAGAUCAAGACAUGGUUCCAGAACAGAAGAACGAAAUGGAAGAAACAGAUGAUGGCCCGCUUGAAGAUAGCCCAGCGGCAGGGUCUGUGGACAGCCCCCUUCUUGACACCCUGGUACAGCCCACUCGGACCCUACUCCGCGGCGACAGCAGCGGCCUACGCACCUUACCCACCGCCGGGGCUGGCGGGCGGACUGCCCCGCCGAGCUUCGGCAAAGACGCGUCGGCAGCGGCGGCCGCGGCCGCAGCGUCGCAGCGGCAGUCCUCCUUGGCAGGCGGGACCGCUGGCUUUCACCGCGGUGCGAUGA